AUGACAUUGGUGAACGAUGAUGUUUCGAAAAAAUUAGGAAAUUAUAUGCUACGAGGAUAUACGCUUCUCGACACUGUUUGUCCUGAAUGUCAAAAGGUUCCCAUGAUGAGGUUGCGAGACCAACCCAUGUUUUGCGUUGCAUGCGUUGACAAACCAAAAGCUGAAGCUCCAGCAUUACAAUCAUCACAAUCAUCUUCUUUAUUAGAAAACACUCCUCAUGGACGCGACGUUGUACAACAACAUGUCUCUUCUACGUCUUCUCCUCAGACAACAAAGUCUGAACCAAACCAACUUCAAAAGAACGAAUCUUCUCAGCCCAAUAAGGCUUCAGUUUAUGUGAAACUUAUUGAUGAGCUGGAAGCCCAACUGGAAGAUUUUAUCCCGAUUCCUCACAAUGAGUCUCGAGAGGUCGCUUUCCAACGUAUUGAACGCAUUCUACAACUCAUCGAACUUGCCAAAGAUAUGCGAGGCAAAAUAUAG
This is a messenger RNA of Schizosaccharomyces osmophilus, 480 nucleotides long. RefSeq names its product Sjogren's syndrome/scleroderma autoantigen 1 family, implicated in mitotic cell cycle process. The coding region runs from base 1 to 480 and encodes 159 amino acids. The record is from RefSeq and is a predicted model, not a curated record. Lineage: Eukaryota; Fungi; Ascomycota; Schizosaccharomycetes; Schizosaccharomycetales; Schizosaccharomycetaceae. The transcript is spliced from 2 exons.